UUUUAGGUUAUAUUUUCAGAAACAUAACCUGAAUAAAAAUCUAAAAAAAAGUAAAAAAUGCGUGAGAAAAUUCUAACAAACGUCGAAAAAACCUUUGUAAAUAAAUGCAUAAGUCAAAAGUUGCGAAUCGAUGGAAGGCGCAUGAAUGAUUUCCGGAAGAUUAAAUUGUCAUUUGGUAGUGAAUGGGGCAGUGCUCACGUGGCCCUUGGAGAAACUCGAGUUCUCGUGCAGGUAUCAUGCGUAGUGACACAACCCAAAUCUGUGCGUCCCCAGGAGGGAUUACUGUCCAUUGCUGUGGAAAUUGGUUCAAUGGCAGCGGCACAUUUUGAAGGUGGUCGCUCAUCGGAUGAAGCAAUACAGAUUAAUCGGAUUCUAGAACGUGCCUUCAAGGAUUCCAGAUGUGUCGAUCUUGAAUCACUAUGCCUGGUGGCCGAGGAGAAAGUUUGGAGUGUGCGAGUGGACGUUAAUGUGUUGAAUCAUGAUGGAAACAUCAUUGAUUGCGCUUCUGUGGGUGUUCUGGCGGCUCUCCUGCAUUUCCGGAGGCCCGAUGUUACAUGGACAGGAACAGAAUUCACCAUACACACAUCAGCAGAAAAGGAUCCCAUACCUCUGGUGCUGCAUCACUUCCCAGUUUGUGUAUCAUACGUCAUAUUCCAGGAUGGCUCAGUGGCUUGUGCUGAUCCCACCGAUCUUGAAGAACGUGUGGCACAAGCAAAUAUGGUGUUUGGUCUUAAUUCUUAUCAAGAGCUUUGUGGACUCCAUCUGGGUGGUGUGACUCUCCUUUCGGCGGGAUUUGUGAUUGAUUUAGCAAGUCGUGGUGUAAAACAUGCUAAGAAUCACAUAGAAAUGGUGAAAAGAUGCAUUGAGGAGGACACCAGAGCCCGUCAAGGAGGUGCACGUGUUAGUUUCGUUAAAUGCCUCGAUGAGGGUGGUAUAAAGUCAUCUUUUGAAGAACGAAUACCCAUUAAAAUACCAUCGAGAGAGCCUAGGGAGAGGCGAAAGCCGAAGGAAACAGUCAAUGAUAGCACUGAAGGAGUGAAAAUGGAGGAAGAAUCUUUUGAAAUUCAUCGUGUAAAUUCAGAAAGUGCCACAUUGAUGGAGGUGGAUAAUUUCGGUCUUGGAGGGCCCAACAAAUGGAUUCCCGACGAUAAUAAUGCUUCCACGGAUGAAAGUGAUGAGGAAGAAGAGAAAAAGCCACAAGUGAAAGUAAAACGAGAUUCCGGGAGUGAAGAGGAGGAUACAGUGAUGGUUUGAAGUAGAUCAAGGAGCUAUUUCGUCGAUCUCGUCAUAGUUUUAAUUACUCACAGACCACAAUAAAUACACAAAAGAUUGUCCGGAAAACA
This is a messenger RNA of Lutzomyia longipalpis, 1343 nucleotides long. RefSeq lists its product as uncharacterized. Gene Ontology annotation, biological process: nuclear polyadenylation-dependent rRNA catabolic process; nuclear mRNA surveillance; U4 snRNA 3'-end processing. The record is from RefSeq and is a predicted model, not a curated record. Lineage: Eukaryota; Metazoa; Arthropoda; Insecta; Diptera; Psychodidae. Gene Ontology annotation, cellular component: cytoplasmic exosome (RNase complex); nuclear exosome (RNase complex). Bases 58 to 1254 code for a protein of 398 amino acids. The transcript has 2 exons.